UUCCUAGCGUCUCCAGAGCUGAUGGUGACUCCUGUUGCGCUGCCGAUCUUUCGUCUUCUUUGUCGCGCGAAACCAGUAACCGAUCAAUCAUCUUUAAGCCUCCCAUUAAUCAAUCACCCACGAUCUAGAUUCAAUGCGAGAUCUUUGUUGUGCAAGGCGGUGGAGUCAACUAUAAGAAGACCGGCCGUUCCUCCUCCACCGUUGAAGUUCCCUUGCUCCGCUUUUGGGAGGCCAAAAACGUCCGUCGUGGUGGAGAAUUCAUGGGCGUCGACAUGCUCUUACUUGAUUCUCAGAUGAUGUUGAACUAGCCGGUCAGUUUAGCAGCGGAUUGUCAAGCCUCAAACAAUUAUUAAGGCUAAUGAGGUAAUGACAUGAUAAUAGAUUUUUUCAGCUUUACGAAGGCUGAUUAAAAUUCAAUUUCAUUACAUAUUCUCAUAUCAUUGUUUUCAUUAGGAAGUGAUCAUAUAUGUGUAUUCAACUUACCCAAUUCUUCUUUUUGUUUCCGUUAAUUAGAUUAUCUUUUAUUCAGCUGAGACAUGUGUUUCACGAAAAU
Molecule: messenger RNA, 553 nt
Organism: Brassica oleracea var. oleracea
Lineage: Eukaryota; Viridiplantae; Streptophyta; Magnoliopsida; Brassicales; Brassicaceae
Exons: 3
Coding region: 22-297 (91 amino acids)
Source: RefSeq, a predicted model, not a curated record